UACCUCUGUUCGGAAGGAAGCAGAUCACCUUCCUCUUGCCACCAUGUUGUCGGCGAGUACGAAUCUUCAAUCCUUUUCAUUCUGAUCCGUGGAGGGCAGCAAUUGGUUGGUGCCGUCGUUGUUGGUGGUUGGAGUGACAGCCGAGUCUAUCUACAUGUAAUGGAAGAGAGGACUUUUUGCACUCUUCAGUUUCUUUCUAGCUAGCGGUGCAUGGUACUGUAAAGGUAUCUGUGGGUAUCUUGACAAUCUCCUUUGACUUUCGGAAUAUCUCUUUCCAUCUACUGGACAGUCUGGAAGGAGCGGAAAAUUAUGGUAUCUGAAGUAGAUACCCCUCCUUUGAGGGACCAUGACCCUGAUCUUGUCUACCUACGGAACAAUGCUGUUCGAAAAUUGAGUUUGGAAGAUGCCGAGAACGACAAUUACUGGUCCACCUCUUUGUAUUCCCAACCACCUUUUCUGACAUCUUCACGGUGUGUUCACGCCCUUCGAGAACUUUUCGCCACUCCAUCGGUUCUUGCCGUUGCGACCGAGUCUUCUUCGCACCCCACCGGUUUGGCAUCAGUGCUGGCACAGCCAUGGCUCUAUGCUGGUGGAGGAUUGGGAAAUAUUGAAGAAUGUCCCUUGCAAGUUUGUCUGGCGGGGGCUGGGACCCGUCGGGACUCGAUCACUUUUGCCAGUGUUUGCGUCCCAUUUGAAUGCCACGCAGAAGAUUUAGCGGCAGAGGAUUUCCCAGCAUCCUUGCAACUCGCAGCCACGCCAGUGCUACAAUUGGUCAACCAUGCGGACGAUGAUGACAACCCUUUUGAAUUAAUCGACCAUCCAGAAAGGAACAAACCGAGAGAUCCCUACACCAACAAGGACACGGUAUGGUUUCAUACCAGUCCAGAGCAACAGAGGGCUUGGGCGGAAGAAUACAUUACCUUGCAAACCAGAAUUGCAAAACUCAACAAAUUCCUGCAGACUGGAUGGACCUGUGGCAGUUAUCAGGUCCCCUUUGAGGCAUUUCCAUUUGGAGUGCCCUAUCUUUUGGCUUGCGCCUUGCUUAUUGGGUUGGCCUUACGAGGGACCUUGGAUAGAAGGCAACCACAAGAACAGCUUUCAUCAGAGCAGGAGAGUACCUCUUUGCCACCUAAGCAGAAACGGGAGACUUUUUUACUGAUUGAAGCGGGACCCAAUAAUGAAAGCAAUCCAUUGGUUUGGAUGUCAUCGCUCCAUCGUAAAUCAACCGGAAACAAAUCGGGUACAUCCUCUCCAUUGGCGCCCACACAAGAAACGCAAUCGUGUGCUUCUCUGUCAUCGGAUGCAUCUUCAUCUGACUUGCCAGCUUUGCCCAAUGACACGGAAAAUCGUGUCGAGCAAACGUCAGGUCUCAGCAAUUGUAACAAUGACGGAGCAACUGCCUUGAAGAAACGCAUCCAGAGCAACUCGGAGGCAGCCACCCACACAGUGGCACCGUCUACUGUCGAAGGCAAACCCAAUCCACCUCAAACACUUGUGGAAUGCUGGAACGCGUCGUAUCACUGGCACAAAUUGUGCAAUACACGACAUGAGGCCACCGCUUGCUUGGAUGGAUUGAGAGUAUUUAGCAUUCUUUGGGUGAUUCUUGGUCAUGUCAUGGCCAUUGAGUCCAGCUCGGGUGGAGGAUAUUCCAACCCGGUUGACUUCUUGCCGCCCAAUGGACUCACAACCACCUUUCUGGGGCAGUUGAUCUUUGCCUCUCGAUUUGCCGUGGAUACCUUUUUGGUUAUAUCGGGAUAUCUCUUGGUGAUUGUCAUUGCCCGCAAGGCGCCCUCCUUGUGCAACAAUGGCAAGCGACGCUGGUCUACCUUUUUCCAAUUGAUUGGUUUGCGGUUGCUGCGCAUCUUGCCGCUCUACCUGCUAUGCAUCGGGUUUUUCACUCAAGUGGCGCCUCAUAUGUAUCUCGUCGGCGAAGAAAACGACGGUGGUGGACCCUUUUGGUACCAAUGGGAUUCACUCCUUCAACCAUGCCGUGACUCGGGAUGGACCAAUCUGCUAUUCAUCAACAACUUCCUGCCAUGGGAAAAGUCCAACACAGAGACAUGCUUUUAUCAUUCGUGGUACCUGGCAGUGGACAUGCAACUCUUUGUAUUGUUUGGUUUGCCAGUCACCUUUUUCAUCUUUCUGGCGAAUCCUACUUGGGGGAAACGCACCACUCUCGCACUGUGGUGCACCAGUGUCCUCUUGACGGCGUAUCUGUCGUACGUUCGUCACUGGAGUAUCAAUACAUUCGAUGGAUUGCAAGUGACACGAUUUGAUAUCGAAGGAUACGCAAAGCCUCAUGUGCGAGGUCAAGCCUAUUUUGCGGGAAUGUACGUGGCAAUGCUGCAACUGACCAAGAACCAGCGCGGCGCUGCUCGUCCAUCAGCAUGGAAACAGAGUGCCUUGAUGUGGUGUGCCAUUCUCUCCUUGGGAGUCAUCACCUUUUGUACGGUGACGGGAGCGUAUGCGCGUCGUCCAUGUCAGUACAGCGAGGCGCCUGUACUGAAUGACGACUGCGGGUCUCUUUGGAGUCCCUGGGCUACGUUUCUGUACACAGCAACUAGCAGAGCUAUUUGGUCCUGCUGCAUUGGUAUUUUGAUGACUCUUUGUCUGGAAGGGAGAGGGGGUUGGCUGAACAAUUUUUUGUCUUGGCCGAUUUGGUCUCCCUUGGCCCAACUUUCCUUUGGUACCUACCUGAUUCACCCGAUUGUUAUUUUCGUGUGGCUCCUGGGAAUGCGUGAGAAGAAUGUGUACAGUUUGGCAACCUUUGGCAUGUCACUGACGAGUGUGUGCGCCGUGAGCUUUGCCUUUGCGUUGGUCGCUGGACUGCUGGUGGAGUUUCCCGUAGCCUCGUUGAUUGCCAUGCAAAUCAAGAAGAAUCAACCGCGAAGACCAGAGGCGAACAACAAUACCAACGACAGCAACCAGGAUGCUCCGGUCAGCAUUGGAAGAUCCGACCAGGAAACUACCCGCCUUGUGCCAACUGACCAUAAAGAAAAGGUCGGCUAUGGCGCAGCGUCAUGAAACUUGCAACUUCAAUAAACUACUAGACAGCACAUCACAGCACAGAACGCAACGAGAACAACAACGAACAAGAAAUAGACCGUGACGAGCAUCCCGCUAGCUAGCUCCAAAUUGAAAGAACAUACAUGUAGAUAAAAGUAAAGCUUAAUUCAAGAAUAAACAACUU
Molecule: messenger RNA, 3190 nt
Organism: Seminavis robusta
Lineage: Eukaryota; Bacillariophyta; Bacillariophyceae; Naviculales; Naviculaceae
Source: the annotation of a GenBank genome assembly